GGAGCGGCGGGUACCUCUCGCGGCUUUUGCAGCUUCUGCAUCCUGGCACAAGUCUGGCGGCCCCAGAAUCCAGUUUCCAGCACUGCGCUCACUCCGGCUCAGUUCUGCUUUCAUCCGUCCAGGUCCACCCUGCUCUCAUCUUGUUCCAUAUAUUGAUCUGUUACUUUACCACCGCAUACAUAAGGUUGGAGAUCGUCCCCAAGUCCGUCUCAUCCUCCCCAAUCCUUAAGCGGCAGCGGGCGGACAGUUCAGAAGCGGGGACUCGGCUCGCCUGUCCUAUGGCGUAGUGGGGGGGACCUCCGUGGACUCCGAGAGCGAGGUGAGGAUCACCGCUGGAUGGGAAGGGGUGGGCUUAUGAUGCGGGAUUUAGGAACUGUCGUGGGUGUGAAGAGGCGGAGACAAAACCCUAACCGCGCUCCAAACCGGGCUGGGCUUGCUCUACUAGACGGUUGGGUUCUGGGUCUGCGGCCACCUAUCCCGCCAGGCUGCCCGGUGGCUCCUCAGAGCCUGACGCUCAGAGCCGGGAAAGGAUCGCGGAGUGUCCUCAGCCGGGGCUGCUGCCUGCAAGGAGGGGGCGGGGAAGCUGAGAGCCCGGUGCGCCACUUCCCCGGCAGCUUCAGCUUGUGCAGGCCUGGCUUGCUGCUGCCUCGUGGCUUUGCACUGAGGUCCGCCUCUCCCCUCCCUCCCACUUCCCGCGAGCUGCCUCUGCCUUCUUCCUCCUCAACCUCCAACCCCGACUGUCGGGAGCUGGGCUAGGAGCUCUCAGUCGGCCGGAGCUCUGGAUGUGGGCGCCAGCCAAGCCCACGGCGCCUACCUCCAAGAUGGACAGCCGCUACACCAGCACCGCCGGCCUCGGGGAUUUAAGCCAGCUGAGCGCGGCCAUCCCGGCCACACGAGUGGAGGUGUCCGUGUCCUGCAGAAAUCUUCUUGACAGAGACACAUUUUCUAAAUCUGAUCCAAUUUGUGUCUUGUAUGUACAAGGAGUUGGAAAUAAAGAAUGGAGAGAGUUUGGAAGGACUGAAGUAAUUGAUAAUACUUUAAAUCCUGAUUUUGUAAGAAAAUUUAUUCUGGACUACUUUUUUGAAGAAAGAGAGAAUCUUCGUUUUGACUUGUAUGAUGUUGAUUCGAAGAGUCCCAACUUGUCAAAACAUGACUUUCUGGGACAAGUGUUUUGUACAUUGGGGGAGAUUGUUGGUUCACAGGGAAGUCGCCUGGAAAAGUCCAUAGUAGGAAUUCCAGGGAAGAAAUGUGGUACAAUCAUCCUUACAGCAGAGGAAUUAAACUGUUGCAGAGAUGCUGUUCUGAUGCAAUUUUGUGCGAACAAAUUGGACAAAAAGGACUUCUUUGGAAAAUCAGAUCCUUUUCUUGUAUUUUAUCGAAGUAAUGAAGAUGGCAGUUUUACAAUUUGUCAUAAAACAGAAGUUGUCAAAAACACUCUGAAUCCUAUUUGGCAAGCAUUCAAGAUCUCAGUCAGAGCUUUAUGUAAUGGCGAUUAUGACAGAACAGUCAAAGUAGAGGUGUAUGACUGGGAUCGAGAUGGAAGUCAUGAUUUCAUUGGAGAAUUUACAACAAGCUAUAGGGAACUUUCUAGAGGGCAAUCACAGUUCAAUAUAUAUGAGGUGAUAAAUCCCAAAAAGAAAGGAAAAAAGAAGAAAUAUACUAAUUCAGGAACAGUCACGUUACUUUCUUUCGUGGUAGAAACAGAAGUUUCAUUCCUUGACUAUAUUAAGGGAGGAACACAAAUCAAUUUCACAGUGGCUAUUGAUUUUACUGCAUCAAAUGGCAACCCUACCCAGCCCACUUCUCUCCACUACAUGAAUCCUUAUCAACUGAAUGCCUAUGGUAUGGCACUGAAAGCAGUGGGAGAAAUCGUUCAAGAUUAUGACAGUGAUAAAAUGUUCCCAGCUUUAGGUUUUGGUGCAAAACUGCCUCCAGAUGGAAGGAUAUCUCAUGAGUUUGCUUUGAAUGGGAACCCUCAAAACCCCUACUGUGAUGGCAUUGAGGGUGUCAUGGAGGCUUAUUAUAGGAGUCUGAAAUCUGUACAACUGUAUGGGCCAACCAACUUUGCUCCUGUAAUUAAUCAUGUAGCAAGAUAUGCUUCUUCUGUAAAGGAUGGCUCCCAGUAUUUUGUGCUACUUAUUGUGACAGACGGCGUUAUCUCAGAUAUGGCUCAAACUAAAGAGUCCAUAGUUAAUGCUUCAAAACUUCCAAUGUCAAUAAUUAUAGUAGGUGUUGGGCCAGCAGAAUUUGAUGCAAUGGUUGAAUUGGAUGGAGAUGAUGUAAGAGUUUCCUCCAGAGGAAAAUAUGCUGAAAGGGACAUUGUGCAGUUUGUGCCAUUCAGAGAUUAUAUUGACAGAAGCGGAAACCACAUACUCAGCAUGGCUAGAUUAGCUAAAGAUGUCCUAGCAGAGAUCCCAGAGCAGUUUCUCUCCUACAUGAGGACCAGAGGAAUCAAGCCAUCACCUGCACCUCCCCCGUACACCCCACCUACACAUGUGUUACAUACUCAAAUAUGACUGUGCUCCAAAAUGCUAACGUAACUACACUUCAGUUAGAACUGCUGAGUCCAUGCUUUUCUCCUGGUGCUCUAUAAGGAACCAGGGAAUGAGAUACUUUUCUCAGUUUGGUUUCAGCAGUAUUGGUUUGUAUGCUUUCUUGGAUCCAAAAUUUAUUAUCUUCCUAAACCAAAACUGUAAAUACGGUUGUUGCAUGAGCAACAGAAAAAUUGUUUAAGUGCUUGAAGCAAAAUAUGGAUGUAUUCUCUGAAUCUUUAAAUGUUUUCUAGACAGAAACAGUUAAUUUCCAAUGUACUGUUGGGAAAAAGCACAACCUGUGUUUUUAACUCAAAUAUUGUCCUUGACUGCUAUGUAUAUAGGAAAGCGGUCUCUCUAUAUCAAUGUUUACAUGUUACUACUUUUUAGAUUCCAAUACUUUUAUAACUGUUCUUAAGAAUACAAGUUUUGAAUAUUGAAUCCUUUGUCUUCUAAAUUGCAAUAGCUAUAAUCACAAGAGCAAUAUCUCUUUGAAUGACUGUCUGGAGAAAUGCAAUUGCAAGCAAGGGAAGGUAAAUAUACUUCCAUAUUUCUCAGUAAGUGAAUUGUCUUAUGAAGCUGUAUCUGCUUAGUAAUCAGUUCCUCUGUGCCAUUUGCCAAGUAUGGGAGUUUACACUUAGCAGAUGUGUAUUCUGAAAGAACAUGCAUUUUUCAUGAAGUUUGGGUUCUAAAUUUAGACUGCAAUUUGUUUAUGUUUUGUAAUGCUAAGUAGAAAUAAUAAAAAGUCAAACAUCGUGAACUGUAAAUGCACAGAAAAUACUUGGUGUAAAAAGUAGCAUCUUUAUAUUACAAUACUAUGUAGAAAGACUAAAAUCCAGAAUAUUUGACUGUCAACCAUGUAGCAGAUGUUUUAAACUUUCUAUUUCAUUGUACCUUGUCUAGAUAUUUUAAGUCAAAUGGAUACUGGCUCUCUUGAUUUGAAUUCCUUUCCAAGUUGCCACGCAGGGUGCACAGGCUGGAAGUUUUUUGCGAAAUUCCCAGUUAAAUAUACACAACCAUGUGACGUAGUGCACAACACAUUUGUGAAAUAACCCACUCCUAUAUACUGACUGAUCUGCCUAUCCACAAUUAAUUGUAAAGAGUUUUUGCAUGUACAGUUUUUAUGAGAAUUGCAGUUUUGUGACAAGAAUGACAGUUGUGUCUAAAUUAAAACAUAUCUUUAGAACAAAUGGCCUUAAAUUCUCACAGAAUUCCUGGAAAUGACUGUGAAUUACCUUUAAGUAAUAGAAAAGUGAAUUUAUUUUUUUUCUUUUGUGUCAACAAUGUAACUGCUUUAUAAUAUUUUCCUUACUUAUACCCUAUUUACUACUUGGUUUAUUUCUACUGUAUGUUGUUCUCUUUGUCCCACGUUGACUAAGGGUGACUUUUAUAAGCAUGAAACUAUUUUACGGAAAACAAAAAUAUAUACAUUCACAUAUCUAACAGAAUCGAUGUUAUAUAAUUAUGUACUCCUAAAUUGUCCAUUUUGGAGUAUAUAUUAAAAUCUUUUAAAUAUUAACUAUUUGCUCUGUAAACUUUAUGUAUAAACGACAUGGAAUCUGAUGAUUUCCUUUACUGGUCUCAAAUAUUUAUGUCAGUAUAGUUUAUUAGCCUACAAUUGUAUUAUUUGCCUUCAUUCAUCAGUCCUAAAGAAUGAAAAUAAAUAAGAUCAAUAUUAUUUCCUUCUUGUCAAA
Molecule: messenger RNA, 4225 nt
Organism: Delphinapterus leucas (beluga whale)
Lineage: Eukaryota; Metazoa; Chordata; Mammalia; Artiodactyla; Monodontidae
Gene: CPNE8
Product: copine 8
Biological process (GO): cellular response to calcium ion
Cellular component (GO): plasma membrane
Molecular function (GO): calcium-dependent phospholipid binding
Source: RefSeq, a predicted model, not a curated record